Sardina pilchardus (European sardine) is the source of this 4499-nucleotide messenger RNA. RefSeq names its product major facilitator superfamily domain containing 14Ba (gene slc71a2a). Gene Ontology annotation, cellular component: membrane. The coding region runs from base 256 to 1776 and encodes 506 amino acids. Gene Ontology annotation, biological process: transmembrane transport. The transcript has 12 exons. Gene Ontology annotation, molecular function: transmembrane transporter activity. Lineage: Eukaryota; Metazoa; Chordata; Actinopteri; Clupeiformes; Clupeidae. The record is from RefSeq and is a predicted model, not a curated record.
GCUGAUGCCUGUAGUUCGCCACUGGAUGUAGGAGCUAGAAGCGAAAGGAUUCGAAGCAAGUGUAGACGUAGACGGUUUUCAUUUACACUGGUGUGUUUUGAAGGUGCCAGCCAUAAAUUGGAAUAGUAGGCUUCAUAAACAUUUUUCAUAACUUUAGCCGAUUGGGCUAAAUCCGAAGGCAAUCUGGAGGAAGCGGGAGUUCCGAAGAUAUGCACUCAGCAUGGAUUUUAUGUAAUUCCUACAGUAUGUGAAGAGAUGAUGGCUCCAGAGAAAGAACAGAAAGGGACCAGUCGUGUGAUAUUGGUCAAGAAAGUAAUAAUGCGGGAUGGGAAUGUGGCACAGCCAGGCAUUGGGAAAGCCAGUGUUGGCCAUGCUGUGGUGGUCAUCUUCCUGGAGUUCUUUGCCUGGGGACUACUAACAACCCCCAUGCUGACGGUUUUGCGGGAGACGUUUCCACAUCACACAUUUCUGAUGAAUGGUCUCAUUCAGGGAGUAAAGGGUCUUCUGUCCUUCAUGUGCGCUCCUCUGAUUGGCGCCCUGUCAGAUGUGUGGGGUCGGAGGUCGUUCCUGCUGGUGACGGUGUUUUUCACCUGCGCCCCUAUUCCUCUCAUGAGGCUCAGCCCGUGGUGGUACUUUGCCAUGAUCUCUGUGUCGGGGGCUUUCGCUGUCACCUUUUCAGUCAUCUUUGCGUACGUGGCUGAUGUCACAGAGGAGCGGGAGAGAAGCACAGCCUAUGGACUGGUGUCUGCCACGUUCGCCGCCAGCCUCGUCACAAGCCCAGCCAUCGGGGCGUACCUGUCAAUGCGCUAUGGCGACAACCUGGUGGUGCUGGUGGCCACACUCAUCGCCCUGGCAGACAUCUGCUUCAUCAUGCUGGCCGUGCCCGAGUCGCUCCCAGAGAAGAUGCGUCUCAACACCUGGGGAGCACCCAUCUCCUGGGAGCAGGCCGACCCGUUCGCUUCUCUGAGGAAAGUGGGGAAGGACCCCACUGUUCUUAUGAUCUGCAUCACUGUGUUCCUGUCCUACCUACCUGAGGCGGGCCAAUACUCCAGCUUCUUCCUCUACCUGAGACAGGUCAUAAACUUCACCCCCACCACGAUAGCCGUGUUCAUCGGAGUAGUGGGCAUCCUCUCGAUCGUGGCGCAGACUCUGGUGCUGACACUGCUGAUGAGGACCAUUGGGAACAAGAACACUGUGCUGCUGGGCCUCGGCUUCCAGGUUCUACAGCUGGCCUGGUACGGCUUUGGCUCCGAGCCCUGGAUGAUGUGGGCAGCGGGGGCGGUGGCAGCCAUGUCCAGUAUUACCUUCCCCGCGGUGAGCGCUCUGCUGUCCCGCAGUGCCGACCCUGACAAGCAAGGCUUGGCGCAGGGCAUGAUCACUGGCAUCCGAGGGUUGUGUAACGGCCUGGGUCCUGCCCUCUACGGCCUCAUCUUCUUCAUGUUUAACGUGGAGCUGAACGGCAUCGGGCCCAUUGAGCCGGAGUACCCCAUUGCUCCAAUCGUGCCCCCUGAGAGGAGCAUCAUCCCCGGGCCGCCCUUCCUGCUGGGCGCGUGCACGGUGGUGGUGGCCUUCCUGGUGGCCAUGUUCAUCCCCGAGCGCAGCGCCGAGGCCGACGUGGCGCUGUGCCACACGCGCAAGACCAGCACCAGCUCCAUCUCCAGCGGCGGCGGCGGCAGCGCCUGCGCCGAGAUGCCCGAGGCCCACAUCAACGCGCAGCUGCCCGGCAGCGAGGACGACCUGGACUUCGAGCCGCUGCUGCAGGACAGCAAAGUGUGACGGUGUCUCGCGCCUCUCCUCUCCUGGCUCUUGACCUCCCCUGUGUGUGACCUCGUGAUUCCAACACCUUCCCCCGUGCCUGCGGUGGUGGGGGGGUGUGUGUUGUGUGAGGAGGGCCACGCCUGGUUUUUUUUUUUGUUGUGAGACUCUUUCCUUACCUUUCUUGAAGAAAGAGGGGACAGGACCAAUUUUUUUGCCACACUACAAGCGAACUACCAGUGUUCAUCAAUUACGAAUUCCCUCACUCACAUAGAUAUAUACACACUGAGAGAGAAAGAGAGAGAUUUUUCUCCGUGUGAUUUUAACGUGUUGUUACUUCUGUUUUGUUGAUGCAAGGGAAGAUGUUGUGGGGACCUGAUUCUCAAGCACUGUUCCGUCUGCGUCGUUCCGAGAAUUUCGUCUCUGCAAUAUCCAGGGAGUUGGCUUGAGGGCUGGUUCCAAAUGCAAAUGGUGGAUUCCAGACAGAUGGCACCCCUGUCGUUUUGAAAAUACAACCGUGGGAAUGUGUGAUUUUAAGUAGCCAUAACAGAAGAAUGGACCAGUGAGUCGGAAUGUCCAGGGGCUACCCGGGUGCCAGUAGAAUUGAAUCGCAUACAAAUUAACACAUCUUGAAGUUCCUCUACAUAUCCAGUAAGGUGUCCAAAAUUGUGUGUUUUUCAAUGUCGAAGGUUCAAGGUAGACAUUUUGCACAAGUCUUGUUGAGAUGAUUUGGACCUGAACGUUACUGCUAAUGUAUGCCUCUAUGUUUUAUGACUGAGCUGUAGGUUUGAAAUCCUAGUGGAGGACGCAGAUUUUAACUUGACCAUGGGGAGAUCCGGGAGCAUAUCUAUUGCCAUGUAUAUGGUCGUUAGAGGCUGAUAUAUGUGAUCGAAUCUCCCCUUGUUGCUGCUCUGCAGAAGAGGUCAGUUUUAGAGGGAAGUGACUUCCUGCAGCCAACUAGUGUGAGUACAGGGGCUGGUGAAUUAGACGUGUACAGUACAUUUACAUUGUUAAGUUCUAGCCUAUGCAGUACUGUUUAUUAUGAUCUUACUUUCCAUAACUUUUAGUUAAUUUAAUUUCGGAACUAUAUCUUGUACAUAACAUUUAUAUGCCACCUGCAUGUAAUGUAAGUUCAUAUUUAUGUUGACGACAUUAGCACUCUGAUCUUUUACUUUUUAUUCUAUUGAUAAUUCUAUUAAUAUUUUUACUCUUUUCGUCUCCUUUUGAGAAAAGGGACUUGUUUUUAUAUACUUUUAUUGGAAGCAUUUUUGGGGUUUCUGGUAUUUAUCGCAGAGGUUGGGGUCUUUUAACCAAAAAGCAUCUUCACAUCUCAAAUGUGUGUGAGAGACUGCUUUACCAGCUACCUCAGGUUUGGAGGGCAUUAUCUGAGUACGACUACAAUUUGCUUGCAUAGCCAUGGUCCAUCUCUUUCUUUCUUUCUUUCCUCCUUUCUUUCUGUCUUUCUCUCUCUUUCUCUCCCUCCCUCUCUUUCUCUGGUAUCAAACAAGAAAAGGGAUCACUAACUGAAAAGACAGCUUGGUGAGACAGACCCAGAUUGUAAAUAUAGAGUAUAUAUUUCCCUUUGACUAGUCCUGCAGAAAUUUGCCAGAUGUUUAUAGAGUGUAGUUAACACAGUAUAUUUGCCCCUGCCACAUAGGGUAUGGAAGACUUCACUGUCAAUGUUGUGUGUCUCAGAAAUGUCACGUCCCUUGUUUAAGGUAUGCAGUGUUUCAUGGUUGGGUGCAGAUCUGUGGAUGGGUGUGUUUGUGUGUGUGUGUGUGUAUGUGUGUAUGAAUCUGUGUUUGUUACUUUUUACCCACACUAAAACAAACAAGCAGUAAAGACUGAUUUGAGUGUAUGUACCGAUACACUAGAGGAAUUACCACACACACACACAAACACAUGCUCAUACACACAAUAUGUUCAGAGCUUGAUAAUGUGCCCAUAUUGGCCUUGGGCAAGUGGCUUGCGAUAAAAAAUCACCAUACCUGCAGUCCCUUACAUAGUCUGCCACAAGAGAUUCCACACAAUGAUGCCGCUGAGGCAGUUUUCCACCGUUAAUGAUUGCAGUUUAUGUGUUUGUUUGUCUCUGUGUGUACGUGUCGCUGUGCGAGGGAGGAGGAGGAGAGAGAGAGAGUGAUAGAGAGGCAUAGAGAGAAAGAGAGUCUUAUAUGUGUAUAUUCUUCACAGCCUGUAACUCUAAUAUGAGAUGUAUCAUAAUGACAAUGUAAAUAAAUGCAAGGCUCAUUUAGAUUGCACUGUAUUGAAGAUGACUUGAAGAAGAGGUAUGUCCUGACAGCUAUAUUUUUUUGAGGAGAUGACACCUGUGUGUGUGUGUUUCGUCGAAGUAGUGUCACAAGUGUUUUCCAUGUGUGAAGGAGGCUGACGAGGUCUUGGUGUUGUUCGUAUAUGUGAUUGUACAGAUCGAAAGCCCACAAGAGUGAUUGUCACCUUUAAAAUGUGUUUGACAAGUGUGUUCAGCGUCUGUGGAAAUCCUGGUGUUUUUUUUUUUUUGCACCUUUACAUUUUUAGGUCAUAACAGAUGUGCCUAAAGAAUGGCUGUCUCGUUUUUUUGCCACCAAACGAGAAGGGGGAAAAUAACGCUGGGUGCUUUGAGCAGCUGUGGUUGCUCUAUAAUGACACCGCAUUUACGAUGUACACGGGCUAUGUAUUUAUAAUAAACUUGUCCUGUCUGUCAAUCUUGUAAAGAGCUGAAAUUACUAAUAAAAGAACAGCCAAGAGAA